AUGGGUGAUUUAGGGGAGAUACUGAAGCACCCGGAUGAAAUCUGCCCGAUGAUAAAACUGGGAAUGCAGGUCCGGGAAACGGAGAUGCGAACACCUGAGCUGCACUGGGCCUUUUGCUACACUAUGCUCCGCAGGGUCACGAGCAAGUUCGCCGUCUCCCUUCUGCAGCUCGGCCCUGAGCACCGGAAUGCUGUGAGAAUGAUCUUCUACUUGGUUCUUCGCGCUCUCGAUACUAUUGAGGAUGAUAUGAGCUUGUCUUCAGAAGUAAAAACACCGAUCCUCGAGGAUUUCCACGAACACAUCUACGACCGUGACUGGCACUUCUCUUGUGGUUCUUCUGAUUGCAGAGUCCUCAUGGACCAAUUCCAUCUUGUGCGACAAGCCUUCCUGGAGCUCGAUAAAAGUCAUCAAGAGAUGAUCAAGGAUGUUACUGAAAGAAUGGGAGCAGGAAUGGCAAAAUUUAUAGACAAGGAGAUUGAGACGAUCGAUGACUUAAACGAGUAUGGCUACUAUGUUGCUGGACUUCCCCUUCACGGAAUGUUGAAAAUGUUUGUCGUCCCCGGAUUGGAGGACUCAGAUGCAGAAUAUGGUCGUCUCUCCAACUCCAUGGGCUUAUUUAUUAUGAAAGCGAAUUGUAUCCGUGACUUUCUUGAAGAUAUAGAUGAGAUCCCUAGGCCACGUAAGUUUUGGCCCCGUGAGAUUUGGAGCAAGUAUGUUAACAGAUUGGAGGACUUAAAGUAUGAAGAGAACUCUGUCGAGGCAGUUCGGUGCCUGAAUGAAAUGAUCACUAGCAGUCUGGUCCAUGUGGAAGAUUGCUUCAAGUACUUGUCCGUUGUGAAAGAUGUUCCCGCUUUGUUUCGGCUUUUUGCACUGCGUCAGGUUAUGGCUAUUGGAGCAUUGGCGUUAUGCUACAACAAUAUCGAUGUCUUCAGAUUCGGAGUAAAACAGAGACGGGGUCUUAUAGCUAAGCUCACCGAGAGGACGAGAACGAUGUCAGACGUAUAUGGUGUCUUCUUUGAGUUUUGCAGUUUAAUGAAGUCUAAGGUUGAUAGACACGACCCGAAUGCGACAGAGACAGUGAGAAGACUUGAUGACAUACAGAAUAUCUGCAUCAACUCAGGAUUGCUAAAUCGCAGGAAAUUCUAUAUUAUGAGGAGUGAGGAAGGCUACAAUUCAGCACUGAUUGCGGGGCUGUCCAUGCUUCUACCCAUCGUUGCUUAUAUAUCCGCCCAUCAUCUAAUUGUAAAUUGGCUGGAAAUCUACUCGGAGUUGACUCGAUUGGCAAAAACUUGA
Punica granatum (pomegranate) is the source of this 1293-nucleotide messenger RNA. Lineage: Eukaryota; Viridiplantae; Streptophyta; Magnoliopsida; Myrtales; Lythraceae. The record is from RefSeq and is a predicted model, not a curated record.